Molecule: messenger RNA, 366 nt
Organism: Aspergillus calidoustus
Lineage: Eukaryota; Fungi; Ascomycota; Eurotiomycetes; Eurotiales; Aspergillaceae
Source: the annotation of a GenBank genome assembly
AUGCCAUCCACCUGCGAACGCUGCGGCGCCUCCUCGCUCCCCCUGCGCAAAAAAUGCCCCACCUGCAAAGGCUCCAAGAAAGUCUACUCGGUCGCCGUGCAGGACGCAUCCCACUCCAGAACAGUCCACGUCGACCCAGGCCAGACGCGCUUCGGCGACAUCCUGCGCCGCUUCGGUACGGCCGUCGGCUGUCAGUAUUUCGAGCUUUAUGAUGAGCAUGAUAAGCGGCUGGAUUUAGAUGCUGUUGUGACUGAGGCCUGGCUUGAGACGCAUAAUGGGUAUUUGCAUGUUCUGUCAAAGGACGAUCAGAUCAAUGCGCGUAUUUCGCCGCUUGCGCGCGAGAUUCGCGAGAGUCGGCCCCUGUAG